This is a messenger RNA of Dujonia railenensis, 936 nucleotides long. Lineage: Eukaryota; Fungi; Ascomycota; Pichiomycetes; Serinales; Debaryomycetaceae. The record is from the annotation of a GenBank genome assembly.
AUGCUUUCAAAAUCACAGAUUGAUACAUUUAAUCAAGAGGGAUGUUUAUGCAUCCCUAAUUUUUUGACACAAGAGGAAACAAAAUUGCUUUUAUCCCGUUCCAAACAACUCUUAGAUGAGUUGGAUCUACUGGCGCACCCCAAAACGCAAUUUAAAACUGGGGAAAAUGAUCAUGUUGGGGAUAACUAUUUCUUCGAUUCUUCAGACAAAGUGUCGUAUUUCUUCGAUACUGAUGCCUUUGACGAUAAAGGAGAGUUGAAGUACCCAAAAGAACAGGCUAUCAAUAAAAUAGGCCACGGGUUACACUUGCACGAUGAGGUCUUCAGCAAGAUUACAUUCGAUGAGAAAGUAGUUGGCAUCGCGAAAAGUUUAGAGUAUGUAGAUCCAAGAGUCCUUCAAAGUAUGUGCAUUUUUAAACAACCCAUGAAGCAAGAAGAUGAAGGAGAUGAAAGUGUAGAGAGAGAGAACUUGGUCCCGGUACAUACUGAUGGAACAUUUUUAUUUACUGAACCGCAUUCCGCCUUAGGAUUUUGGUAUGCAUUAGAAGACUGUACCCUUGAGAAUGGGUGUUUAUGGUACAAUCCAGGAACUCACAAAACUUUCCCCAUAACCAAAAGGUUCGUGAAAAUAGAUGGAGGUGAAGGGGGAACCAAUUUCAUUCCAGUGGAUACGUACGAUAAAGGCUUGGAGCCAAUUCCAGAAGAUAAGCCUGAAGAUUACAAGAGUAUUGAAUGUAAGGCAGGUUCAUUGGUACUUAUUCACAAUUCGGUGCUACACAAGUCAGACAAGAAUAGGCUGAAGAAACUGAGAUUUAUAUACGCCUUCCAUCUAAUUGAUGGGAAAAGCAAAUAUGAUGCAUUGAAUUGGUUGCAAGUUCCACCGGGAAAAUCGGGCGGAACCGAAUUUACAAAACUAUACAAGGAAGUAAGUGUAUGA